Messenger RNA from Agelaius phoeniceus (red-winged blackbird), 3700 nucleotides. It is a transcript of the gene BBX, whose product is annotated as BBX high mobility group box domain containing. Gene Ontology annotation, biological process: regulation of transcription by RNA polymerase II. NCBI's taxonomy places the organism in Eukaryota, Metazoa, Chordata, Aves, Passeriformes, Icteridae. Gene Ontology annotation, molecular function: DNA-binding transcription factor activity, RNA polymerase II-specific; RNA polymerase II transcription regulatory region sequence-specific DNA binding. The record is from RefSeq and is a predicted model, not a curated record. Gene Ontology annotation, cellular component: nucleus.
GCGGGCGCCGAGGCGGAGGGGCUGCGCUGCGAGCCGCGUCCGGCCCAGCGGCGCGGUGCGCACCCCGCCGAGGUCACUAUCACAUGACAAAGACUUUGAGACAGCUUCAUCUUCAUCUGUCUGUAAUUUCCAUUUGCCUUUCUGGGUCACAGUAAUGAAAGGCAGUAGUAGGAAUAAGGAUCACUCAACAGAAGGUGAAGGAACUGGGAAGCGACCAAAAAGGAAGUGUCUUCAGUGGCAUCCCCUGCUGGCCAAGAAACUCCUUGACUUCUCUGAAGAGGAAGAAGAGGAAGAAGAAGAGGAAGAUAUUGAUAAGGUGCCGCUCCUUGGCCCUGAUGGUUUAGAGCAGGAUGCUGAUGAGACUGAAGAUGACGAGUCCUCAGAGCAACGAGCUCGCCGACCAAUGAAUGCGUUUCUCUUGUUCUGCAAACGCCACCGCUCUCUUGUGCGGAAAGAACAUCCUCGCCUCGAUAAUCGUGGCGCAACCAAGAUCUUGGCAGAUUGGUGGUCUGUUCUAGAUCCAAAAGAAAAACAGAAAUACACUGACAUGGCCAAGGAGUACAAGGAUGCAUUUAUGAAAGCAAACCCAGGGUACAAGUGGUGCCCCACAACCAACAAACCUGUGAAAACCCAGGCAUCCAGUGUUACAAACAGGAAAAAGCUAUGGGCCAUUGCAUCAGACUCUGCAAAAGACUUACCUAGCCCAAGGAAAGUAACCAAAAGUGAAGAAAUGCCACAACUUAACUUUGGGAUGGCAGAUCCUACACAAAUGGGAGGCCUGAGUAUGCUGCUUCUAGCAGGGGAACAUGCACUUACUGCACAAGAGGUUUCCUCCAGUACUUGCCAGUCUGAUACAUCUAAUUCUACAGAAGCCUGUCAGAAGUCAUCAUUGUUUCAGUUUGCAGAGAUCUCUUCCAACACCUCACAGCCUGGAGUCCUGGGGGCAGUAAAACAAACGGAGGAGUCUGCAUUGUUUCAGUUUGCUGAGAUCUCAUCAAACACUUCCCAGUUGCCAAGUCCUGAGCCAGUAAAGCACUGUGGGAAGUCGGCACUCUUCCAGCUGGCAGAGAUUUCUUCAAGUACAUCCCAUUCAGGACCUUCUGAUUUAACAAAACAGUGUGGAACAUCAGCAUUAUUUCAGCUGGCAGAGAUGUGCCUUGCUUCAGAAGGAGUAAAAGUGAAAGAACCUGGGAAAACAAAAGUGGAAGCACUGGAAGAUGAGGAAGGGGAAGUUUCAGAGGACAUGGAAGUAGAACAGGAGAAAACAACAGUAAAAGACUCCAGUAAUAGAAAAGUAGAACAAUCAGAAAAAUUGCAAAACCCAGAUGAAACAAAAGCUGAGGAAUCAGAAACUGCAAAAUGCAGAGAUUUUACUAGUCUUGCAAUGGAAAACAGUCCUUUUGAGAGAAAGGAUAACACAAAGGAUCACAUGUGCCGUUCUCCAGAGCUUUUCAUGAGUGACAUGACUAUCCUUGGGCUAAAGCCAGAAAAGAUAAAGAAGAAAAAGAAAAAAAAUAAGUUGGACCGGCACACAAAUGAAAAAUCCACCCCCAAAAAAUCUUGUAAAAAGAGGCAGUCCUCCGAGUCGGACAUUGAAAGUGUAAUGUACACAAUUGAAGCCGUGGCCAAGGGGGACUGGGGUGCUGAGAGACUUGCAGAUACUCCCCGCAAAAAAAACCGCCCUGUCUCAAAUGUGAAGGGAAGCAUGUUGGAUACAAAAUCACCAAAGAAAAAAGUGAAAUCAAAAGAAAAGAAAACAUCAAAGGAGAAACCAAUGGAGACCACCAAAGAAUCCAAGCCUCCCAAUUUCCUUAGUAUUGAAGCCAGCAAGGAAGUACCAUGUGAGGCUCCUGAUAACAUUAAAGUGGAGCCACUGACCCCAACAGAGGAGGUGGUACCCCAGAGCUUACCAGAACAGAUCAAAACUGAGGACAGUGACUGUGUUAAAAAGAUAGAAACCUGUGGCUCCAGGAAAUCAGAGAGAUCUUGCAAAGGUGCUCUUUAUAAAACUCUGGUGUCAGAGGGCAUGCUCACAUCUCUGCGCGCUAAUGUGGACAGAGGAAAAAGAAGCUCAGGAAAAGGUAACUCCUCAGAUCAUGAAGGAUGCUGGAAUGAAGAAAUCUGGGCCUUUUCCCCAAGUGGGACAAGUGGGAACAAAAAACUGAAAAAGACUAAGCCAAAGGAAGAGUUUGUUUUUGGCUUAGCAAAAUUGGAAGAAGAAUUUGCAAAGAAAUUCAACAGCCUUCCUCAAUACAGUCCUAUUACCUUUGACAGGAAAAAUUCAUCUGUUUCGAGGAAAAAGCGAAAGAUUGGAAGUGGCUCAUGUGAACUACCAAAAUCCAACAAAGGUUCAUUCCAGUCUCAGAAAAAGAACUUAUUCCACAAAAUUGUCAGCAAAUUUAAGCAAAGAAAGAAGCUUAAUGUUCCGGACGCAGCCAUACUAUUAGAAGACAGAAAUUCCAGUGAGAGUGCCUGGAAGAAUAAAAUUUCUAUAUCUGCCCUAAACACUCCAGAGCCAGCAAUGAUGCACGAGCCUUUAGUUGGCAGCCAGAAAAGGAAAGCAAGGAAAACUAAGAUCACACAUCUUGUCCGAACAGCAGAUGGACGAGUGUCACCAGCAGCAGGGACACUGGAGGAGAAGCCAAAAGAGCUGCCACAAAGUACUCUUCAAAAAUCAUCAAGUGCAGAAGCAGACUGCAACAGUGAAUGCUCCAGAAACACAGAGACAGAAGAAAAUCAUAGUAUUACAUCAGAUAUGCCAGCGGUGUCUGCAUUCUUUAGCUUAGCUGCUCUGGCAGAAGUAGCAGCCAUGGAAAACGUACACAGAAGUCAGAGGGCCACACCUCUCCCACAUGAUGGACAGCCAAAUGAAAUGUCUCAGGCUCCAGUGCUUAUUUCCUGCGCUGACCAGUGAAGCUCCACUUUAUUGUAAAACAUUGUGCUUUACCUAAUAUCCUAGCCUUGUCUUUACCAAGGGAAGCUAGUCAGUCCAUAUGAUGGAACUAGAGACUGCAAUAAAGUACUUAUUGCUCUGAGUGGCCCAGAAUUCACUGGAAGCCAGACAUUAGCAACUUGGGCCAGGUCCUCAAAUUGGAACCCAGUAUGUAGGAGGGUGAUACUGUCUAUUAAUGAACUGAAAUGGAGUGGAAUGAUCCCAGAGCUUGCUUUCUAUUGAAGGCUUUUAAACAGUAAACGGGUGGUUGGUGUGAAAAAGGCUGCCUUUACUGUUAGCUCACACAGCAUCUCUUUUACCAACCAGAGAGUACGACAACUAGUUUCAUAUAAUAUCUAGUUAUUCUAAAUGAAAAAGAAAAAAAAAAAAAACAACAAAAACACUGACGCACUGCACUAGUUACUAUUAGAUAUUCUUAGUCAUUUUUGUACAUGAAGAUUUAAGUUCUAAGAUGGUUUAUAUUAAUAGGUUAUGCCUACGUUUAUAUUGUAGAAUGAAUUUAAAACCUGUUCCAGAGAACUCAAGGCAGCCUGGACAGAUGUACCAUUGUUAGCGGUGUUUGGGCAGCCACGUGGUCCAGAUGUUCUGCACUUUUAUAUUUGCCACCGGAGUGGUAGAGUUUACUGGGAAAAGUUCUGACAGGCUAUGUUUGGGUUUGUUUCUUUUUAAUUUAGCUUUGAAUAACCAGGAUGAUGUGCAUUAGAAAAAGGUGUGGUGUAUGGAAAAGAAAAUAUUGCAGAUAAUUGA